Letharia columbiana is the source of this 825-nucleotide messenger RNA. RefSeq lists its product as uncharacterized. The record is from RefSeq and is a predicted model, not a curated record. The coding region runs from base 1 to 825 and encodes 274 amino acids. Lineage: Eukaryota; Fungi; Ascomycota; Lecanoromycetes; Lecanorales; Parmeliaceae. The transcript has a single exon.
AUGUAUCUAUUGGUGUCCUCGCUCUAUCAAGUAACUCACUUCUGGAAUCUUGACUACUCCGAACUCCUCUCCUCUAAGCGCUCUGAACCUUUCACGCUCUAUGACGACAGCAAAGGCCGCGAAAUACACUCUAACCUCUGCCCUUCCAUUCUUCGCACCAAUAAACAGAUUUACGAAGAAGCAAUUUGCCAUUUGUAUAACAAGAACACCUUCCUACUCAAACUCAACCACAAACGCCCUAUCUUACCACUAUUCCGAUCCAAUCGUACCCCUCCCACAGAUGUCUCAACAGACGGCGAAUAUGAUGAUCGCCCGAGGAAGCUCGUUACCCAUCCGAAUCAGCGCACAACAAUCUACAAAAGACUUCAUAAAGACAAUUGCUGGCACCUCCCGUCGCUUCCAGGUUCAGGGCCAAUAUAUCCGCAUGUUUUGUGCCGCCUAGCUCACAUCGAGCUGUUCAUCGGAGCGUUUUCGAUGUGCGGCGCGAGCAAGGACGGCAAGUUCUUCACGCAUAUUAGGAAAGUAGUCCUUGAUAUACUGCGACUACUAGCCGAGGAAGAAAUAGAGGAGGGUCUGGUGACUAAGAAGACUCUGAGAGUCAAGGUUCGCGCCAAGUGGAUUCCUGACAAUCUUUUCCUCGGUGAUAAGGGGCCCUCGCUGUCGCGGAAGGAGGGUCAAGCGCUGAAGGCUACGAUGCUGGUGCUGUUGAAAGAGAUCAUGAAGCGGAGAGUGGUAGAAGUCAAGGAGGCGGUGUUGAAUGAAGCGUUGGGCCGCAAUGAGAUCAAAACGGUCGAUAUUUAUACGGGGGAACCGUUUCCGGAGUGA